AUGAUCUGGCGGCGCGCAGGGUCGCUGUCACGACGGCCGUGGGGCCGCCGUGGCUACGCCACCGUGCCGCCGGCGCCGUACGACGUCUUGUUUUGCGGCUCGGAUGCAUUUGCGUGCGAGGCAGUGGCUGCUAUCGCGCACCGGCCCGACUUGUACCGCUCCCUUCACGUACUGACCCCCCCGGAUGUACAGCAUGCCUGGGGCGCGAAACGUAUGCGUGUAUCGCCUGUAAAGCAGUUCGCGAUACUGCACAACAUACCACAGACAGCUGUGCCGCCCGAAGGCAUCGACGCCUACGAGCCUCCGUCGCUCAUUCGUGACUCACAUGCGCCGCUGCUCGUGACGGCUUCGUUUGGGCACCGCAUUCCCACGCAUCUCUUGUCCCACUUUCCCUCUCCGUCGCUCACGCUCAACCUGCAUCCAUCCAUGCUCCCUGACCUCCGGGGUGCAGCCCCAUUGCAGUGGGCUAUUGCGCGGCAAUAUACCCACACGGGGAUGAGUGUGCAGCAGUUGCAUCCCACGCACUUUGACCGCGGCGGCCUUUUGAAGCAGGUACGUGUGCCCAUACCCUCCCACGCCACGUAUCCAGCCCUGGCUACGGCACUCGCGCCUCAUGCUGCCGAGCUGCUUGUGGAUGUCAUCGCACAAUUGCCGUCGUACGCUGCGAACGUCCAAGCCCAGGAUCCAGACCGUGCGACUCGCGCUCCGAAAUUGGCGCCGCGCUUCUCCCACAUACGAUGGGACUCUUGGGACGCAGCCACGCUGGACGCCCGAAUGCGUGCCUUUGGGUAUGCCCAGCCGCUCACGACGACGCUCGUGCCCGCCUCGUCCCAAUUUGCCCCCGUCUCUUGUGCGAUUCACGAAGGACACAUCAUGCCGAGCGAAUCAAUCAGCCUCGAUCGGCCCGGUCACGCCGUCUUUCUGCCCCAGGAACAGACUCUAGCGCUACAGACGUUGUCUGGUGUCUAUGGCGCUACGCGUAUCCAGACCCGCGGUAAACCUGUUCGCUCCGCCGCCGACUGGUGGCGCGGCUUCCGCGAUCGUGCAGAUGCACACGGUCAUAUUCACUUCGAAUGA
Messenger RNA from Malassezia restricta, 1077 nucleotides. Its product is annotated as methionyl-tRNA formyltransferase. Gene Ontology annotation, cellular component: mitochondrion. The coding region runs from base 1 to 1077 and encodes 358 amino acids. Gene Ontology annotation, molecular function: methionyl-tRNA formyltransferase activity. The transcript has a single exon. The record is from RefSeq and is a predicted model, not a curated record. Lineage: Eukaryota; Fungi; Basidiomycota; Malasseziomycetes; Malasseziales; Malasseziaceae. Gene Ontology annotation, biological process: conversion of methionyl-tRNA to N-formyl-methionyl-tRNA; biosynthetic process.